Molecule: messenger RNA, 1782 nt
Organism: Letharia lupina
Lineage: Eukaryota; Fungi; Ascomycota; Lecanoromycetes; Lecanorales; Parmeliaceae
Exons: 6
Coding region: 1-1782 (593 amino acids)
Biological process (GO): protein phosphorylation
Cellular component (GO): nucleus
Molecular function (GO): ATP binding; protein kinase activity
Source: RefSeq, a predicted model, not a curated record
AUGACAACUUCACAGUCUACAUCAGCGUUGCAGGGAUCGAGGAACAGAGAGAGGCGUCCAGAUUGGCAUGAAUUUUACAAGAACGGACCACCUAAAGAGAUCAUUGUCAUUGAUGACGACUCACCACAACCUCCAUCACGGAAAGAGAAUGAGCGAGUUCCCCAGCAGCAACAGCCACAAGCAACAGUGAGAGGUGCAGAGCAUGCCAACAAGAAGAGGCGGACCGGUCCCACAACCGCCUACGAUGCUGCAAGGGAUCAGCAAGCAUUUUCCCAUGCCCGUACAUAUUCGAAUGGGAACAGUGGGUCCAACACGAUCUCAACGGACCGAACCACAUCGCUACAGACUACAGCACCUACAUCAUUGGGGUCACAUUCGAGUCAUGGGACCAGUGGAGCGUAUGCCGAGGACAGUGUAGUGGGGCAGAAGAGGAAACGCGUAACGCGGCAACAGAUUGCUGAUGAGAAAAAGAGGAAGGAGAUUGAGGUAGUAGGAGACGCAUAUAGUGCCUAUGUGCCGCCACCGAAGCCUCCCAUCAAGGCUCGAGAUGUCCAUGUGCCAUCGAUCAAAGAUACUGUGACUACUCACGAGAAGAUCGACGAUGAUGAUGGCCAUUACAUAGUGACAGAGGAUAUGCCCAUAGGUGACAGAUAUCAAGUGAACAGACUUCUGGGCCAGGGCACCUUCGGCAAAGUUGUAGAAGCUUUUGACAGACGGACAAGGUCGAAGUGCGCAAUCAAGAUCAUUCGAUCCGUGCAGAAAUACCGGGAUGCCUCGCGUAUUGAGCUACGGGUGCUACAGACUUUGUCCCACAAUGACCGACAGAAUCGGAAUAAAUGCAUACAUCUACGGGACUGUUUCGACUUCCGUAACCACAUCUGCAUAGUCACCGAUCUUCUGGGCCAGAGCGUCUUCGACUUUCUUAAGGGCAACCUCUUUGUGCCUUUUCCAAGCAGUCAGAUUCAGAGUUUUGCUCGACAGCUCUUCACCAGCGUUGCUUUCUUGCAUGACCUUAAUCUAAUACACACCGAUCUAAAGCCGGAAAACAUUCUCCUCGUCGGCAACUCAUAUCAAACCUUCACCUAUAACCGCAACAUCCCUUCUUCGUCUACUACAGUACAGCGCGUUGCACGCCAGCGGCGAGUCCUACUUGACACCGAGAUCAGACUCAUUGACUUUGGAUCUGCAACGUUUGAUGACGAAUACCACUCCACCGUCGUUUCAACAAGGCACUAUCGAGCACCGGAGAUCAUACUUAACCUAGGGUGGAGCUAUCCGUGCGAUAUUUGGAGUAUUGGCUGCAUCCUCGUCGAAUUCUUCACCGGUGAUGCUCUCUUCCAAACGCAUGAUAAUCUUGAGCAUCUUGCAAUGAUGGAGAGCGUAUGCGGCGGCAGGAUUGAGCCUAAGCUGGUUCGGCAAGUCCAGGGCACUGGUCGAAACAAUAAUCGCAACCAAGCUGCAGCGUUUUUCACCCGAGGUUUGAAACUUGACUACCCAAACUCGGAGACUCCGAAGGCUUCGAAAAAGUAUGUCAGGGCGAUGAAGACACUUCCCGAGGUCAUCCCCGCAAACACAGCGUUCAACAAGCAAUUCCUCGACCUGCUUCGCCGUAUCUUCGUGUAUGACCCAAAGCAGCGUCUCACUGCGAAGCAGGCUCUCAAGCACCCCUGGUUUAAGGAGACCAUUACGGAUGAUGGCACAGAGGCUGCGCGGAUUAGGUUACAGCGGGAAAGGGCGAGGGAAGAGAUUGAUCUUGAGUACUAUCAGAGCGGCGAGGACUGA